Molecule: messenger RNA, 996 nt
Organism: Silurus meridionalis
Lineage: Eukaryota; Metazoa; Chordata; Actinopteri; Siluriformes; Siluridae
Gene: timm29
Product: translocase of inner mitochondrial membrane 29
Exons: 2
Coding region: 95-778 (227 amino acids)
Biological process (GO): protein insertion into mitochondrial inner membrane
Cellular component (GO): TIM22 mitochondrial import inner membrane insertion complex
Source: RefSeq, a predicted model, not a curated record
UGAAUGGGACCUGCACCCUACGUAGCGCCCAGUAUGUCCACUAGAUGGCGAUUUGGCUUCCGUCCCGGACGCACGCUGUGACUGAGACGCUAACAUGGCGGCCUUGAGGAGGUGCUGCUCCAGUGUAGCUGCUGCUGCUGUCAAGAGCAAGGGGACGAGAUGGGAGAGACUGUGGGACAGCCGUGCAGGUGUGUGGUGCCGCAGUCUUCUGAAUGAUUACAAGGAGGCGUGCCGUGAAAUAUUUGUUGGAGCAUAUGAGCGCCCUUUGAAAGCCAGCCUUUACGCGGCUUUGCUCGGAGGCACCUACGCCUGUUGCUACACCAACCCGGAUGAAACUUCCUUCCAGGCACGGAUACUAGAGACCUCCAACCAGCUCGCCCUCCUCUCUCCGUGGAUCCGUAGCGGCACGUCUGACGGGCACGUGCAGAGCUUGGCCAAGCUGCGCAACGAGGGCCGUUUGCGACACAUCAGCCUGGGUAUCAUCUCAUUGGCAUACGAGGCCGACUACGACCCUGAGUCCAGCCUGUACGAGGCAAGGUGCUCUGCGCUUUACGUACCCUGGGCACAGUUGCGAGAGCGGGUGCUGGACGUAGGCUUUGCAGGCCGUUGGUGGGUGUUGAAAAAAAAAAUGGAGAACUAUGAUAUAAAUGAGGAGGAGUUCAAGUAUCUUCCGCCUGUCCUGCUGGCCACAGCCCCGCCUACGGUACAGGAGACCGAGAGAAACGAAAGACUGCACCAGGAGUCCUUGAAGGCACUGGUGAUUGAGGGAGAAGAAUAGAUGGGGGAGGGUAGCAGGUGAAGGAGAAGAGAGCAGUACACAACAGAACAUUUGGUAAUGUGAACAGUUCCUGAUUGAGACCUGUGGACAUGUCCUGUAUGGUCAAAUAAUUUGAUGUAUAAUGGCCUAAGAGGACGUUUCUGAAAUAUUUAUUGUGGUGAAACAUAAUGCUGUUUAUCCGUUUGUCUUGUGAGAAAAUGAAUCUUUGGAAUCUUUGA